UUCUGUCAGGAAACGUUUCAAUCCGCAGAACACUCACUGCUAAUAACUUAGUUAAUUAGUGCUAAGGGUGAUAUUGGGGUUUACUACUGUUUACACAGAACCUGAAGACCUUAAUCUCGAGUCAGUUAGUUCCAGUUGCUUAGUUAUCUUAGAAAAACGUGAGAUCGUAGCACACUAAACACAGGAAGAUUCUUUGUCUUGUGUAAAAUCACACAAGAAGGCUCCGCAAUGGCAGGAGCAGUCAGUCUGGAGCUAGACCCCGUGUUUCUGAAGGGACUGAGCUACCUUCACUCCAAGAGCAAAGACUCAGUGGAGAAGCUGAAGGCCCUGCUGGAGGAGUCUGUAGCCAGGGGCGGCGACUCCAUCUGUAGGACCUCUCUGAAGGAAGCCGAGGCGAGCAAGCUGUCAUUACCAAAGAUGACCAAACAAGACUCCAAAUCCUCCUCUAGCUCUUCAUCCUCCUCCUCCUCCUCCUCCAGCAGCAGCAGCAUCAGUAAACCCAGCAGCUCGGAGAAGACCAAGAAAGAGGGCGAGAAGAGAUCUUUGGAAAAGAUUCGGGUUGGUCCUGGGGAAGGAGCCGAGGCGCCUAAAAAACCUCGUGUGGAGAAGCCAGACAGUCAUUGCUCUCCCAUUGCUUUUCAAACCAAGGAUAUCCCCAUCCCAGACUUCACGGACAUUGAGGAAACCAAUGCUGACGACUUUGCCAUGGAGAUGGGCCUUGCUUGUGUGGUUUGUCGACAAAUGACAGUCACGUCUGGCAAUCAGCUAGUGGAGUGUCAGGAGUGUCAUAAUCUGUAUCAUCAGGAGUGUCACAAACCUCAGGUUACUGACAAGGAUGUCAAUGACCCACGGCUGGUGUGGUACUGUGCUCGAUGCACCAGGCAAAUGAAACGGAUGGCCCAAAAGACCCAGAAAGCUCCACAGAAACCAGCUCCUGCUUUGGCAACAGCAGCACCUAUGUUGAAAGAUCCUCUAGUGAAGAAAGCUGAAUUAAAGCCCAAACCGGAAACAACCGGUUCAUUCCAGGCCUUUAAGAGAACGGAGGUGAAGGCGUCUGUGGCAUCAGGAAACUCUUCCAGCAGUGGCUCGUCUUUGCCCUCAGGCCUUACAGGAUGGGCUGCCUUUACCAAGACCUCAAACGUAGGACCUUCCAGUACCAAGUUGAGCACCAGUCAGCCAAGCAGCAGUAAACCAGCCCCACCUCCCUCCGGCUCCAAACCCGUGGGACUCUCUGCGCUGACCGGUGUUAAACCAGGUCUGGCCACUAAACCUCCAGGAGGCAGCAGUGCUGGAAACACAGCGGUAAUGAAACCACCUCCUCCUCUCACACUCGGCAAGCAGGUGUUGAGCCGCUCCGCUAGUGGAGAGAGCUCAGGAUCCCAGUCACCCGGGGGGGCGACCUCCAGCAGCCUGGGAGGCAACGGGGGGGGCAGCAGCAACAACAGCAAUGGAGCAAAAGCCUCAGCUGACGGCAAGACGCCCGCUUCCCAGGAGUCUCAGCUCAAUGCGAUGAAGCGGCUGCAGAUGGUGAAGAAGAAAGCAGCACAGAAGAAACUGAAGAAAUGAGGACGAAAAAGCCAGACACAAAUCCUGUUUUUCCAAUCAGAUACACUCGAGUUUGAACGCUGCUGGUCUUCCUCAAGCGGUUUGGCUUUGAGAAGUGCCUCAUUCUUUCUAAACCAGACCCAUUACUGAAAACAAGAUGCUCAUUUUAAUGACGUGUUUAAUAAAUAACACCUUUUUUAGAAAAAUGUUUUCUCGUUCUUUAAAG
This is a messenger RNA of Sinocyclocheilus grahami, 1771 nucleotides long. Its product is annotated as integrator complex subunit 12. Gene Ontology annotation, cellular component: integrator complex. The record is from RefSeq and is a predicted model, not a curated record. NCBI's taxonomy places the organism in Eukaryota, Metazoa, Chordata, Actinopteri, Cypriniformes, Cyprinidae. The coding region runs from base 229 to 1566 and encodes 445 amino acids. The transcript is spliced from 6 exons. Gene Ontology annotation, biological process: snRNA 3'-end processing.